This is a messenger RNA of Carassius auratus (goldfish), 2104 nucleotides long. RefSeq names its product ciliated left-right organizer metallopeptidase (gene cirop). Gene Ontology annotation, molecular function: metalloendopeptidase activity. Gene Ontology annotation, biological process: cell adhesion; proteolysis. The transcript is spliced from 14 exons. The record is from RefSeq and is a predicted model, not a curated record. Lineage: Eukaryota; Metazoa; Chordata; Actinopteri; Cypriniformes; Cyprinidae. Gene Ontology annotation, cellular component: cytoplasm; membrane. The coding region runs from base 48 to 2018 and encodes 656 amino acids.
UAAUCAAUUAAUUGUGCUUUUCUUUAUCUUUUAUAAUAUAGUAAAUAAUGCUUUUUAAGUCUCGUAUUUGUAUUGGCAUUUUACUGUUGCCAUGGUUUCCAUGUACUUGGGAGAAGUGCAUCUUUGACCAAGUUCAGAGAUCAAUCAAAGUUGUGUCCCCGCCCACUGGUCAAUACGCCUCUGCUCAUUGGUCUAUGAGAGAAACUACGUCAGAGGAAAAUCCAGCGCCCCACAGUUCGAAACAUCAAAGACCUAAAAGAGCAGAGAUACAUGUGGAAUCCAUGACGGCUCCACAACCAAUCAGAAUCAAGAUCUGGGUCCCCUCAGAAAGCCCCGCCCUCACAGAAUUGGAGUCAGAGAGAUUAAUGCCUGCCGUCGAUGAGGCUGUGGGUGAAGUUUCAAGUUUAUUGUCAGUGAGGCCAGUUCAACACAGUCUGCUGCUGAACAGAGACAUAAACAAAUACUGCAAGUUCAUCUGGAGAAACAGCAGCACUGUUAACCACAUGAAAUGUGGCAGAGCCAAUGAAAACUACAGAUUCGAGAGCUGCCUUGGCGUAAUUAUCCCAGAUGAGCACCUGAAUGGCUGUGCUGUUUAUCCACAUCCUGAGCACCCAGUCCGGACAAUGCUGAGGUCAGAGGGGACUGGAGUUCCUGAGACUGACUUCCUGUUGUAUGUGUUCACUCACAGCACAGAGAAAUGCCAAGCAGAGUCUGGUAUACUGGCUUAUGCUGCUCACUGUCAGAGCGACUCAGAGGGGCAUCCUGUGGCUGGGGCCAUGAUCAUCUGUAGAGAGACACUCAGUAUGGAAAGAUACACACAUGAGCAUUUUGUGCAGACAGUGAUCCAUGAGCUCUUCCACGUGUUGGGGUUCAGUAAAGAUCUCUUCAGCCAAUGGAAGGAUUGUUCUCUCUCCUCUCAGGCUGGCGUAUACUGCUGGUCUCAUGGUCAGGUGACCAGCACAGAUGAGAUGGGCCAGGUUAGACUGUAUUCUCCUACUGUGAUCAGAGAAAUGCAGAAACACCUCAACUCUACCCACCCUGACCUUGGAGCUCCGCUAGAGAACAAGGAUGCUGGUUCAGAUGGUCUCUCGUCACACUGGGAGACUCGUGUGCUUCAGGGUUCCAUUAUGGCAGCUUUACUGGUGGAACCGUCACUGAUUCGGAUCGAUCCCAUCACACUUGCUGCCCUCCAGGACAUGGGCUGGUAUUCAGUGAACUUCAGUCGAGCUCAGAGCUUGGUGUGGGGAGAAGGUGAAGGCCAUCGGUUUGGGUCGGUCUCUACCUGCAAUUCUUCUGCUUUCUUUUGUAAAGACAGUGGAUUAGGUUGUCAUUACCUUCACUUCCACAAGGGGAAGUGUCUUACUGAUCAGUACCUGGAUGGCUGCCAGAUUUUCAAACCCCUGGGUAAUGCUAGUGAGUGCUGGAAAGAGGAGAAUCAGGGGAGUGGAAUGAAAGGGAGUGGAGAGAUUUAUGGCUCGGACAGCCGCUGUUUUAUUUCCAACCUCACCAGACUGAAUAACGUGACCAGUAGUGCAGCGGUGGCAGGUCAUUGUUACAGACACAGGUGCACAGGAAUAAACAAAUAUCAAAUUCGGGUGAUGGAUUCUGAUUGGUUGGAUUGUCCAGCAGGAAAGAGCAUCGAGGUGUCUGGUUAUCAGGGUUUAAUCUUCUGUCCAGACAACAGAAUAUGUAAAUAUUCUGAUUUAGCUCCUCCUACAUCAAGACAAAAGGCAGAUGACCUAAUAAACGCGGGCACAUCCAUUGAGAGUAGUGAUGAUGUGAUGGAGAAAGACAUGUCCACUCCUCAUCCCAGCUUCAUGCAUCGCUCCUCCGUCACAGUGUCUGAGGCAGAGGUCAUUGUGGCAGCAGUGCUGAGCAUCAUAUCUGCUUUCUCUCUACUGUCUGCUGGAGUGCUCAUCUACAGGAAGUGUUCAUCAGCCAGGGUCAGAGUACAUGCUGCCAGUGAGCCUUCAUUCAGGCCACAGACGCCUCCCACCCAAUGCAUCAGAAGGAACUGAUUGUUGAACCAAAAGUGGACAAAUAAUAGGAUUCAAAAAGUAAAAAAAAAAAAUAUGUACGCGACGAAAUACAAAAAUAAUGACUU